AUGCAAGAAUUUGUUGACGAACUACAGACUGUGAGGGACAAUAUCUCCCAAGUCGUCAGAGAGGUGAUGGCGGAUUUUCGCCAACCAUCUCUCCCAACGGCAGAUACUACUUUCAUUGGCCUGGAACCGGAGCACAUCGGAUACUUUAACCCGGAUGCCCCUGAUGACGGCACGGGGAUUUCUAUGGAGACAGAUAUCACGAUUUUCACGGAUGUUUUCAUCUUUACUUCGCGUCUGCGGCACCGUGCAGCCAUCCAUGGCGAAGCCCUAAUCCGGUUAGUGUGGGAUAGGUGCCUACUCGGUUCUGCGCUGGUUUGGCAUCUGCAGAUUCUGACAGCUGCUGAACGUUUGGCAUUGCACACGGCAUCGAUAGAAGUCGUAGCUACCAGGUUGGAGAAGGAUUUUUGCCCAGACCAUGCAUCGGCGUUUGCCCGACUCACCAAGGCAAGAUAUACGUUGUGGGAUGCCUUCCAAAAUAAGGACAUGAUGAUUUUUGUCAUCAUCGUCGUCCGUAACGCCAAGGCAUGCGGCAUGAACGAUCAUGCGCAACUGAUCAGCGCGUUUGAAGCAUUCGAUGGGCCCAUCCAGAUGGUAUUAGGGUUUGCUCGACCGACAGUGGACACGACGCUCGAACAGUUUACCAUGACAAUCAAGAACUGCGGGAAAAAUACUCUCGCCCAGGGCAAAGAAUACCAGGCGAGAACAGGGUCGGGAUAG
Molecule: messenger RNA, 717 nt
Organism: Parascedosporium putredinis
Lineage: Eukaryota; Fungi; Ascomycota; Sordariomycetes; Microascales; Microascaceae
Source: the annotation of a GenBank genome assembly